UGCGCCUGGUACUCUACCUCUUGGGUGGUGUGGAAAAGAGUACAUUUUUUUGUUCAAAACACUUUAUUUAAACAUAUAACUUGAUUUUUAAAAAAUAUAAGGUCCACACACAAACAUGAUUUUCAGGUUUCUAAUGUUUUUCUUUUCAGAAUAUUUGAGGCUAUGCGUGCAAAAAGGGCGAACUUAACUUUUGGCGUUUUUUCUUUUUUUAACAUUCUUUUCUAUGUUUGUCCUUUAACAUGACAAAGUGAUUCAUUAAUUCAUAAUCAUAAUGAUUGUCUUCAAUUAUUAUUGAAUUAAAUCUUUUCGAACGAAUUAAAUUAAUAAAAAUGAGGUUUUUCAGUUCACCUUUCUUUCAAGCAUAGCCGCAUUUGUAUGUUCUAGAUAUAUUUGACAAUUCCACAUCUCCAAAGGUAAAGGUAAUUAUCGUCCAAACCAACCUAUUUCCUACUUUGUUUAAUUGCUUAUUUCUGUCUGUCAUAUAGCGCAAUGAAAAUUUUGCUAGCGAAACUACCAAGGCCGUGGAUAGUAGACGAGAAGAAGGAUGAUGGGUACACUGCUCUCCACUUAGCUGCCUUAAACAACCAUGUUGAAGUAGCUGAACAGUUGGUGUUAAACGGAAAAGCCAAUAUGGACCUACAGAAUGUUAACUUGCAGACUGCGCUUCAUCUUGCUGUGGAAAGACAACACACUCAAAUUGUCAGGCUGUUGGUGAGGGAGGGAGCUAAUUUGAAUGUAGCAGACAAAGACGGGGACACUCCACUACAUGAAGCCUUACGUCACCACACUCUUUCGCAACUACGUCAACUACAAGAUGUCCAGGACGUGGGGAAACUGCUUAUGGGACUGGGAACACAAGGAUCAGACAAAAAGUCAUCAGCGAGCAUAGCUUGCUUUUUGGCAGGUAAUGGAGCUGACCUAACCAUCAAGAACAAGAAAGGACAAACACCCUUGGACUUAUGUCCAGACCCUAACCUCUGCAAGACUCUGACCAAAUGCCACAAAGAGAAACAGAGCGGCGAAAUGGACAUGGGCUCCCACCAGAACACUCAAAACUCCAACAGUAACUCGACAUUAGAAGAGUGUUUGGUCUGUUCGGAUGCCAAGAGGGACAUUCUCUUCCAGCCUUGUAGUCAUGUUACUUGCUGUUCAGCGUGUGCACCAAGAGUUAAGAAAUGCCUGAUUUGCAGAGAAUCUGUCGUCACUAGAAGUAAGAUCGAAGAAUGCCUAGUCUGUUCUGACAAAAAGUCCUCAGUCCUCUUCAAACCUUGCAACCACAUGUGUGCGUGUGAAAGCUGCUCGCAGAUAAUGAAGAAGUGUGUGACAUGCAGAGCACAAAUCGAACAAAUGGUACCGAUAGCUGUAUGUGCAGGAGGUCUGGGUACUAUUUCCGAAGUAGAAGCUGAUGUGGAAGAAGAAAGCAAACCAUCAACGAGUGAAAUUCCAGUGAUACAAGGGCCUAUAAUGAACAACGGAGGACGAGAUACUAUUGGUACUAACGAUAUACAGAAAUUGCAGCAGCAGUUACAAGAUAUUAAGGAACAGACCAUGUGCCCAGUUUGCCUCGACAGACUCAAGAACAUGAUCUUCUUGUGCGGACAUGGACUCUGCCAGAUGUGCGGCGACCAAAUGACUGAAUGUCCAAUCUGCAGAAAAGCCGUAGAGAAAAGGAUACUGCUUUAUUGAGUAAAACUGUUGUUAACUUAGCUAGAAAGAUAAAAAAUAUGGUUUUAUUAGAGUAUUUCCAUUUCGCGAAUAUUUUCUCGUUUGCUCUGAAAUAUUUGACAAGUCAAGUGACUGGUUUUCGAUAUACGUUAUCGAAUCUCGUUUACAGUUCCUGUUCUGAUUUCUUUGAGAUGUGGUGUACAGUAUUCGUACAAUCCCAAGAUUACAUUAUUUCAAUGUUGAAGGCAACCAUCAGAUUUCAUCCAUCUUUUUUAGUUUUUCACGUUUCCUGUGUUCUUUACAGCUUUUCUUUUGUUCCGUAUGUACAGUCUACAACAUUUCACAUUUUUAUGCGAAAUUCAAACUCAUACCUUCAGUCACUUGAUCAAAUACUAUUGUCCAACUCGAUCUUUAGCAUUGUUAACCAAUUUUCGUUGUACUAUGUUAAAAAAAGUGAUCAUAUAAUAUUUCUAGUUGUUCAUAUGUUAUCUAUGAAAUUAUUUUUAAAGUAUUUGUUUCAUAUGUAAUUUUUAUUAUUAGUAUAUUCCCAAAUGAUACAAAUGUUAUUAAUAGUUGUUUGUAUUAAUAUAUUAUUUACUCUGAA
Molecule: messenger RNA, 2269 nt
Organism: Diabrotica virgifera virgifera (western corn rootworm)
Lineage: Eukaryota; Metazoa; Arthropoda; Insecta; Coleoptera; Chrysomelidae
Product: E3 ubiquitin-protein ligase MIB1
Exons: 5
Coding region: 490-1686 (398 amino acids)
Biological process (GO): protein ubiquitination
Cellular component (GO): cytoplasm
Molecular function (GO): protein binding; ubiquitin-protein transferase activity
Source: RefSeq, a predicted model, not a curated record